Debaryomyces fabryi is the source of this 1566-nucleotide messenger RNA. RefSeq lists its product as uncharacterized. The record is from RefSeq and is a predicted model, not a curated record. Lineage: Eukaryota; Fungi; Ascomycota; Pichiomycetes; Serinales; Debaryomycetaceae. The coding region runs from base 1 to 1566 and encodes 521 amino acids. The transcript has a single exon.
AUGUAUGAAAAACUUGAUAGAAUAAUAACUGUGGAUGGCCAAUUGGGUACUGUUAGGUUUAUUGGACAAUUGCCUAGUAAUGUAUGGGGUCCUAACGUGACAGCUUUAGGAAUAGAGUGGGAUCAAUCAGAACGAGGCAAAAAUAAUGGUACCUUGGAAGGUAUAUCAUAUUUUGAGACAGAAGUUGACGGAGCAGGUUCAUUUCUAAAGAUAAAUAACAAGAAGAUAGUAAAAGAGAGAUAUAACUUUAUUGAGGCCCUCUUACGACAAUAUUCUAGCACUAGCGUUGAUUCCAAAAGUACAAUAAUAUUUGGGACCAAGAUUGCAGAAAGCUAUGGAUUUGAAAAGUUGAAUCAAAUUCAAUCCGAUUUCAAUAAUUUAGUAUCAGUUUCUCUAGAGAAGAAAAGUAUAUAUACUUCCUUUGAUAAAUCUGACGGGGUUAAUAGAAUCUUCGAUAAUUUGAAUAAUGUUACAAGUUUGGAUUUGAGCUAUAAUUUGUUUAAUGAUUUAAAUGAUGUCUGGGACAUUAUUGAUCCACUUGAAAAUUUGACGGAACUAAACCUCAAUGGAAAUAGAUUUUUUAAUGAUGAGAAGCAUACUCCUACAAAACACCAUAAUAAAUUACACACUAUAAAUCUUGCGUCAACAAAUAUAACCAUACGACAAGUUAUACACCAAAUUUUGCCUAAAUUUCCAAAUUUGCAAAAUAUUACCUUGGCUGGCAAUAGGUACACGGAUGAAGUUUUCCAUGAUGUAUCAAUUAACCAUGAUUCAUUGUGGAAUAUAGAUUUAUCAUAUAAUAGAUUGCAAACUGUACCUCACCUUAGAAAUAAGCUGAAUAUUUUAAGUUACUUCAACUUAGCAAAUAAUUGUAUCUCAGAUAUUCGUGAAGAUAUGGUAUUCAAUUCUAUUCAUUGUGUUGAUUUACGAAACAACAGGAUAAACGCAUGGAAUAUAAUAGAUAAAAUGUAUCUUGCAUUCCCCGACUUAAAAGAGCUCAGGAUUAAUGGGAAUCCAGUCUUUAGUAGUAUUUCAAUAGAAGAAAUGACCAUCAACUUGAUUGCUAGAUUUGAAUUCCUGGGAGCAAAGACUACAAAGAACGGAUCUAAAGUGAAUAAAUUAAAUGGUGCCUUUAUUCUGGAUGAUGAAAUUACUAAUGCAGAACUAUACUUUAUUUCUAAAGUAAGGAAUGGGGAUUAUAAUUAUGAUCGUAAAAGUAAAAGGUGGCAGUUAUUAAUGGAAAAAUAUCAAAUAGAAGAUAUACCUCAAUCCCGAGAAGAAAGGAACAAUAUUAGUCGAAAGAAGAUAAAGUUGAAUAUAAAUACUGAGUUUGGCCGUCAAAUUACAGAACGUGUAUUUUUGACAGAUAAUUCGAUACUACGCUUGAAAGGAGUGAUUUCAAGAAAUCUAAAUCGGUCGAUAUUACAAUUUAGAGUCUUUUAUUAUAUCAAUGAAGCAGAGGAUGCAGUAGAUAAGAUUAAAGAGUAUUUAGAUGAUAACAUUGCAACGAUCGGUAAUUUUGGUUUUCUGGAUAAUCAGAAACUAUAUGUGACAUUAAAUACAUAG